AUGGACCUCAGGCGCAGCAUCAAUGGGACAACUGACUUUCCUUGUUUGGGGAUAGAUGAGGCUUUCCUUCAGAUGGAAGGGCAUUCAGCCAAAUGUGUGCUGAUCCACCUCUUCAUGGCUUUUCAUGCUGCCAUCACCGUAUUCGGAAACCUCCUGGUCAUCACCUCCAUCCUCUACUUCCGACAGCUCCACUCUCCCACCAACUAUCUCAUCACCUCGCUGGCUGUGGCCGACCUGCUGGUGGGGACCUUAGUGUAUCCCAUGACCAUCCACUCCUCCCUGACUUCCUGCGUCUUCAGCGACGCACUGCUCUGCCCGGUGCGCCAGGUGCUGGACGUCUCGCUGUGCACGGCGUCCAUUUUGAACCUGUGCUGCAUUUCCGUCGACAGAUACUACGCGGUGUGUGAGCCGCUGAGAUACAGAGUUAAAAUAAACGAUCAUGUGGUGGUGCUCAUGAUCGCGGUGAACUGGGCCGUGUCCUUGCUGAUCGGGCUUUGUUUAACUACAGUGGAGAUUCAUGCACCGUGCGAGGGCCUGUGUGUUAUUGUUGUGUUUGUCAGGCUUCUGGGACUCAUUAUCGCCUUCUACCUGCCGAUGACGGUCAUGCUGUCUAUCUACCUGAAGAUCUUCAUGGUGGCGCACAGACAGGUGCGCAGCAUCCAGGUGGCUGUCCUCAAGACCUCGAACCCGACCAUCAGUCGGAUGGAAAGGAAGGCGACCACAACCUUGGCCGUCGUCAUGGGAACGUUCCUCAUCUGCUGGCUUCCCUUUUUCCUCUACACCACCCUCCUCUUUGUGACGCCCGUCAACCUACUUGUGAUGGAGUUUCUCAACUGGUUUGCUUUAUGUAACUCCACGCUGAAUCCCUUCAUUUAUGGGUUUUUCUACAGCUGGUUCAGGUCGGCUUUCAGGAUGAUCAUAGCUGGUAAAAUCUUUAAAGGGGAUUUUAGGAACUCAAGACUUCAAUGA
Messenger RNA from Synchiropus splendidus (mandarinfish), 969 nucleotides. RefSeq names its product trace amine-associated receptor 4-like. Lineage: Eukaryota; Metazoa; Chordata; Actinopteri; Syngnathiformes; Callionymidae. The transcript has a single exon. Gene Ontology annotation, molecular function: neurotransmitter receptor activity; G protein-coupled serotonin receptor activity. Gene Ontology annotation, cellular component: dendrite; membrane. Gene Ontology annotation, biological process: chemical synaptic transmission; G protein-coupled receptor signaling pathway, coupled to cyclic nucleotide second messenger. The record is from RefSeq and is a predicted model, not a curated record. Bases 1 to 969 code for a protein of 322 amino acids.